AUGGCACCUUUUGGUCAAACGAUCGCUGUGAUUGACAAGACCGGCAAGGUUGUGAGCACGAGUAAGCAAUUAUUCGGUGUUUUCACCCAUGCCAAAAACGCCUAUCGGGAGCGCAAGUCUGCCUUCCAAUCAGAACGCAAUGCAAAAAUUGCAGAGCAACAAGCACUCGAAGGACUCGCCAACUAUCAGAUCGAUGAUUCGGUAGCCUCUUCUGAACGAAACCAUGGGACUCGGUCAAAGCAUCACAGCGGCCACGGUCGAAGCUCUCAUUACGGGCCAUCGGCAGCAAUGGCCCGCCGUCACACCUCUCACGAUGUGUCGGUCCGAGGUGCCCCUCGUCCAACGGGUCGGUCAAAAUCGGAUGCGCAUAUCGACAUGGAUCUUGCAUACGGAGACGCCUCUCAUGCAGCCUUAUCUCGAUACAACCCCCCAGAGCCCAAAAACGACCAACAACAGCUUGAUGUUCUUGUCAACCGUGCACAGUGGAUUCUUGAAGAAGCACACUGUUUGCAUCAUGGUGCUGCCGCGACCAUGGCCCAUCUCCAGCAGAACCCAAAAGCCAUGGCCGCCGUCGCCUUGACUCUAGCGGAGAUCAGCAAUCUGGCCCGCAUGAUGGCCCCCACCGCAUUAGCCUCGCUCAAGUCAGCCGCGCCAGUCGUCUUCGCUCUUCUUUCCAGUCCUCAAUUCCUCAUCGCCGCCGGAGUCGGUCUGGGCGUAACGGUCGUCAUGUUCGGAGGAUACAAGAUUAUCCAAAGAAUCGCAGCCGGUGCUAUGGGAGAGUCCGGCAAAACGGAAGCAGAAAUGGAAGAAAUGAUGGAGUUCAACACAGCCGAAAUCAGUUCUGUUGAGACGUGGAGACGCGGUGUCGCUGACCAGCAAGUCUACAGCGCUGGAACAUCUGUCGAAGGCGAGUUCAUCACACCCGUGGCAGCGGCCAUGUCGGGCAUUGAUGUGACGACUGCUCGGGCGACACGGGAUCCUCGUUUCAAAUUUGAUGAAGAUGCCUCGGUCGCUUCAUCCCGUCGCUCCCGUCGUUCACGCACCACCCGCGCUCCGGAUCGACGCGAUCGAAGGUCAAAAGCUCCUUUGGAGGAACCGAGUGGGAUCUUCGGGCGAAGCUCCUCCAAGUCCAAGGCGCCAUCGAAUGUCCCCAGCCGCACCUCAUCUAAACACGGCACCUAUGUCACCGAAACUGAGAAAAGGGAGAAGGAGAAAAAGAAAGCUCCUAGCCGGCUACGCCUUAUGUUCACCUCUUCCACUUGA
Penicillium roqueforti is the source of this 1263-nucleotide messenger RNA. RefSeq lists its product as uncharacterized. The coding region runs from base 1 to 1263 and encodes 420 amino acids. The transcript is spliced from 2 exons. Lineage: Eukaryota; Fungi; Ascomycota; Eurotiomycetes; Eurotiales; Aspergillaceae. The record is from RefSeq and is a predicted model, not a curated record.